Molecule: messenger RNA, 864 nt
Organism: Striga asiatica
Lineage: Eukaryota; Viridiplantae; Streptophyta; Magnoliopsida; Lamiales; Orobanchaceae
Source: the annotation of a GenBank genome assembly
AUGGAGAAAGGACUACUCCUGGACGGUAAAAAAGCCCUUCUGUUUCGCUUCCGGACCUCAGAAAGACCGAGUGAGUGGUGCAGGUUCGGGACAAGGGUAGCAAUCCAUUCUUUCCGGCUAAGAAAGUUCCAAGUUUUGUCUCAAACUGGUCUUCCCGCUCAAGGAGAAAGGUUCGUUGUACUGUUAAAAUGCAAUUGGAAUUCGGAUUGCAUCGAUGCCCUGAAGGAAAGCGAGUUAGGAAGUCGUCUUUUCCAAUCGAAUAUGAAGCUGGCAAGGGAGCGGGGAUUAGCCAGGUCCUGCCAUCGGGUUGGGAAAGAAUCGAAAUCCAUUGUAAGUAACGGGAUCUUUGACCCCAAUAUUGAGUUCCGACGAAGGCACCUAGAAAAGUCACGAGGAUGGAGCAUCUUAGAGGGGUCAAGAACGGAGGUUUGGGUCGACUUUUCGAUUCGGGCAAGCGAUCUUACCAUCCGUACAGGAGACAAACAGAGCCAAAGGAGUCCGUCUGGGUUGGGGAAUUUCAGAAAAGAUGGGAAUUCUUAUGAUUGGAAGGAGAAAGACCCCGUUGUUUGGUAUUCCAGUUCCAAGUUCCUUUUGAUUGGAUUCCAGCAAGUCAAGAGGGCGAGGGCAGGGGGGUCGGGAUCCGGGUUUCUACCGAUGAGUUGGAAUACCCGAGUUGGUUUGGGUCGGAGCCUAUACCACUUUCGAUCCUUUGUAACAGAAGAUGGGGUAGACUAUUCGAGUUUGGAUUUUGGGACAACAGUUAUACGAAUUCUUACACAACAAAUAUGGAUCGACGCUGGAGUGAGAGUAUUUGAGGGAAAGGGAUCUGAAGUUUGUUUACGUUUACCCAGCAGGGUGAGAUGA